Messenger RNA from Selaginella moellendorffii, 3950 nucleotides. RefSeq names its product ABC transporter C family member 8. Gene Ontology annotation, cellular component: vacuolar membrane; plant-type vacuole. The record is from RefSeq and is a predicted model, not a curated record. NCBI's taxonomy places the organism in Eukaryota, Viridiplantae, Streptophyta, Lycopodiopsida, Selaginellales, Selaginellaceae. Gene Ontology annotation, biological process: transmembrane transport. The transcript has 11 exons. Gene Ontology annotation, molecular function: ATP binding; ABC-type transporter activity; ATP hydrolysis activity. Bases 18 to 3797 code for a protein of 1259 amino acids.
AGGUUCGGUGGCCGAGGAUGGAUUGUCCUCGCACGCCUCUCCUUGGAUCAAGCUCCAUUUCCAAUGGUCAUGGUUCGUCUUGGAAAGAUUCGCUCUUCUUCUCGUGGCUCAAUCCUCUGCUCGCCACCGGCGCCAAGAAGCCACUCCAGCGAUGCGAUGUUCCAGCGCUGCGCGACCAGGACGACACCGCCGAGAGAACACACGCGGGAUUGAUCCAAGCGCUAUCCAAGGUAGGAGACGAUCACACCCCCUCGAGCCUCUUCUGGGCGAUCGCGCGAUGCCACUGGCGGGAGAUCUGGCGCACAGGAGCGCUGGCACUGGUGAAAACCAUCGCCAUCUCUUGUAACCCACUGUUCCUCCGCUACUUCACGAGAUUCGUUGCUGCUAGCAAUGGUGGCGGUGGCUUGCCGGGGAGAACAAGAGGCUAUCUUCUCGUGGCCGCCCUCUUCUCCGCCAAGAUCCUCGAAUGUCUGUCACAGCGACACUGGUUUUUUGGCGCUCGCCGCCUGGGCCUUCGCCUUCGAUCGUCGCUCGUCGCCGCCAUCUACGCCAAGGAGCUCAAGCUCUCGCAUCAAUCCCGCCAGCGCCAUGCCAGCGGCGAGAUCGUCAGCUACAUCUCUGUGGAUGCCUAUCGCCUGGGAGAGUUUUUCUGGUGGUCUCACCAGCUCUGGACGGUUCCACUCCAGAUCUCCAUCGCUCUCGCCAUCUUGGUCUCCACUGUUGGCCUGGCAACGCUCUCGGGGCUGCUCGUCAUCCUCAUCACCGCCGCCAUCCAAGCUCCACUCGCGAAGAUCCAGCAGCGAAACCAGUAUAACUUGAUGGUUGCCCAGGAUCAGCGAUUGCGAGUGAGCAGCUCCAUUCUCUCCAGCAUGAAGAUCAUCAAGCUCCAGGCCUGGGAGAGAUACUUCCAGCAACUUAUCGAGAGCUUUCGUGCUCGAGAGUAUGCGUGGCUCUAUGGAGUGAAGCAAAUCUGGGCUGCCGGGAGCGUCAUGUUUUGGAUGUCUCCGGUCGUCACCGCCUCGGUGGUCUUCGCGACUUGCAUCCCUCUCUCGAUCAAGCUCGAUGCCACACUCGUGUUCACAGUGCUCGCCACCUUUCGGGUGAUUCAAGAGCCCGUGAGAAAUCUCCCCGACGUUCUUACCGCGAUGAUCCAAGCUCGGGUGUCGCUCGAGAGGCUCUCCAAGUUCUUCCAGGACGCGGAGCUGCAAGAGGACGCAGUGGAGAGGGAUUUUUUCUCGCGGCAACACGACGUGAUCUCUAUUGACUCGGCCACCUUCGCCUGGGAAGAAACUGGAAAGUUCUCUUUGGCGGAUUUGAGCUUGAAAAUCACGAGCGGAGAGCUCAUCGCAGUUUGUGGUGCUGUUGGAUCUGGAAAAUCUACACUCUUGCAUUCGAUUCUUGGAGAAGUUCCAAGAUUUUCUGGCAAGGCCAAAGUUUGUGGAAGCAUAGGUUACGUCUCGCAGACCGCUUGGAUCCGGAGUGGUAGCGUUCGAGAGAACAUUUUAUUCGGGGAGGCCAUGGACAAAACUUUCUACGAGCGAGUGAUCAAGGCUUGUGCUCUCGAGGAAGAUCUCGCAGGCUUCUCUCACGGGGAUUUAACCGAGAUUGGUGAGCGAGGACUCAACUUGAGCGGGGGGCAGAAGCAAAGGCUCCAACUCGCGAGAGCUUUGUACGCGAAUGCGGAGAUUUAUCUUUUGGACGAUCCUUUUAGCGCUGUUGAUGCUCAAACUGCUGCUACGUUGUUCCAGGCAUGUAUACUCCAAGAACUGAGGAACAAAACAGUGAUAUUGGUUACUCACCAAGUGGAGUUUCUUUCAUCAGUGGACAAGAUCCUGGUGAUGGAGUCUGGACGCAUUGUCCAGUCCGGGAGCUACCAAGAACUUCUCAUCAGCUCCGGGAAUAUUUUUUCGAGGCUCGUGAACGCUCACGAGGACUCUUUUAUCUUCCAAGUUCAUCACACCAACAGCGAAAGCCAUCGCCACGAAACUUAUCAAAGACAGCUCUCGAAGUCGAGCGAGAACAAAACUUCUUACCAACAAUUGAUCCAGGACGAAGAGAUCGCAGCAGGGAACCUGGGACUAAAACCAUACCUCGACUACAUCGACGGAAGUGGUAGUCGAUCUUUGCUGGGAUUAGUGCUCGUUUUCCAAGCUCUCUUCGUUUUUGGAGUGCUUUCGAGCAACUAUUGGCUGGCCACACAAGUUGCGAAUCCCAACACGAGCGUCCAAACUUUGAUUGGGGUUUUCACAGCGAUCUCCUUCGCCAGCACUGGACUUGUCUAUGCCAGAGCUCGAUUCCUUGUUAGCAUCGGCUUGCGAGCUUCUCGGGCCUUCUUCUCGGGUCUUAUAAACUCGCUCUUUCGUGCACCCAUGGCGAUGUUUGAUUCAACUCCGCUCGGGAGGAUUCUCAGCAGAGCUUCGUCGGAUAUGAGCAUUUUGGACGUAGAAGUGCAAAGCUACUUCAAUUUUUCCUUAUCGGGAUUGUCCGAAAUGGUCGGAAUGGUGGUGAUUAUCACGCUCGUCACCUGGCAAAUCCUCUUUGUAGCCAUUCCAACCCUCGCUAUUCUUUGGAGAAUCCAGAGGUACUACUUAAAAACUGCUCGGGAACUCGUCCGGAUCAACGGGACGACGAAAGCACCGGUUCUAAACCACACUGGAGAAACUGUGAAUGGCGCCGUCCCUAUUCGAGCGUUUAGAAAACAAAGCAUGUUUACGCGAGAAAACAUGAAACUCGUCAACUCGGAUGCUUCGGUUUCUUUGCACACUUACGCCGGAUACGAGUGGCUUUCCCUUCGAGUGGAGUUUCUUGGGACGAUCGUGCUUUUAACUGCGGCUUUGCUCGUAGUGAUCUUUCGAGAUCAACUCUCCUCCGGUUUUGCUGGUCUCUCUCUCACCUAUGCGUUUGCUCUAAAUGGCUGCCAAGUUUUCUUGAUCCAAGCCGUAAGUUACUUAUCGGGCUACAUUGUUGCUGUGGAGAGAAUAAGCCAGUAUAUGAAGUUGCCAGAGGAAGCUCCUUUGGUUAUCAAAUCAAAUCGACCACCAGCGGAGUGGCCUGCGCAUGGAGAAGUUGAGCUCCAAAAUUUACAAAUUCGAUACAGAACCAACAGUCCUUUGGUGCUCAAAGGAAUCUCAUGUAUGUUUCCCGGAGGCAAGAAAGUUGGACUUGUUGGACGAACUGGAAGUGGCAAGACGACGUUGAUCAGUGCCUUGUUUCGCUUGAUUGAGCCCGACGGUGGUCGGAUCCUUAUCGAUCGCAUUGAUGUCACAACCAUCGGACUGUUUGAUCUGAGAACCCGGAUUGGAGUCAUUCCUCAAGAAGCUUUCUUGUUUCGAGGAACUGUACGCUCGAACUUGGAUCCACUGCAGCAGUUCUCGGACGAGCAAAUCUGGCAAAGCUUGCGAAAGUGUCAGCUUUUGAAAGCUGUGAAGGAAACCCCAAAGCAGCUCGACUCACUCGUGAGCGAUGAUGGCGAGAACUGGAGCGCUGGGCAGAGGCAGCUCUUUUGCCUGGCUCGGGUUUUGCUCAAACGGAGCAAAGUUCUCGUCCUCGACGAAGCUACUUCGUCGAUCGAUUCCACCACCGACGCUGUUCUCCAGAAAGUUAUAAGGGACGAGUUUAGCGACUGCACAGUGAUCACGGUUGCUCAUCGAAUUUCCACUGUUAUAGACAGUGAUCUCAUUCUCGGCCUCAAAAAUGGAUACAUGGUUGAGUGUGAUUCUCCUCAAGCUCUGCUUGACAACCAAAACUCUCUCUUUGCAAAGCUGGUGGCGGAAUACUGGUCAAGUUGUGAUAAGUGAAUCGCAAUACUUUAGCGCCAAAGGUAAUAUCAAUUAGUCACCAACUUUUAGCACCACCUUUCUAAUAUAGUAAGAGUUUGAUUUUUAAAAGUCUAUUACUUUAAUCACAAUGUAGCUCAAUUUGUCAAACAAACUACAUGUUUUUACUUGUUA